Homalodisca vitripennis (glassy-winged sharpshooter) is the source of this 1097-nucleotide messenger RNA. RefSeq names its product protein FAM177A1-like. The transcript is spliced from 4 exons. Lineage: Eukaryota; Metazoa; Arthropoda; Insecta; Hemiptera; Cicadellidae. The record is from RefSeq and is a predicted model, not a curated record. The coding region runs from base 241 to 600 and encodes 119 amino acids.
UUGUGUGAAAUUAAAAAUGUAUUUAUAACCUAAAUUCUGCACAUCAGCAUAGGAUUUCAAAAUUAAUUUAAUGCUACCAAUGAUCUUUAACAUUCUUAGAGUAUUGGCCCACGAGGAAUCCAUAAACAAUCUUAAACAAAGCAUCUUUGUCAAGUUCAUAAGUUUUAUUUGAUAGACUUUUGAACAAACCUGAAAAAAUUAGCAUCUGUUUACGUCUACUUCUUCCAAGUUGUUUAAAACAUGGCAAACAUCAACAUGGGAUCCAUUUAUUGCCCUAUGUCGAGACAAUACUACACUUUUCACCAGAAAUCCUUGACAUGGGGUCCUUGGAUAUGGUAUCAGACUACUACUGCUGGGUCAAAGACACUGGAAGUCUGUGAUUAUCUGGGAGAAUCGUUGGCUUCAUUUUUUGGCAUUACAACCCCUAAGUACCAGUUUGAGAUAGACCACUUCAAUCAGCUGGUGGCUGAGGAGGAGGCUUUAAAGAAGGAACAAGACCUGGAGAUGGGAGGAUGGGUGACCAAGUCAGCUGAAGAGCAGACAGCCACUGGGGUUGCACCAAGCGUUACUGAGCCUCCUUCCACACAGAUGACACUUUGAUGAUUCUCCAUGCCUUCUGUGUCUGAAAGAUUAUUUUUAUUCUACAAUUGAAAAUUUAAACAUUUUACUAACAAUAUAUUUAAACUAUUAACUUGUAAAUAUUGUGUCUAAUUAUUUUUUUUCCUUGUAAGUUAAAUAUGUAUGUAAAGGAAAGUGUUGAUUUGUAUUAAAAAAUAUUAUUUAUUGGUCAUAUGCUGUACUGAGCUUGGGCCCCUACAUAGUCUAAUUUGGUUGGCCACAACUAUCAUGCAAGAGAUUAGGUUCAGAACAAACUAUUGUUGUUGAUAUAACAUAAAUAAUAAGCAACAAGACAUGGGUGUUGAACAUUCUGCACAAUGUGAUCUUUUACAAUUAUAGAUAUAAUUUAUAUUAGAAUAUACUUACAUAUAAGGUAAGUGUGGUCUUUCUGUUCUGUGUAUUCUCUGCUGUGAUAUUUAUAGUACAUGCAUAUUUUACCACAAUGUCACUUUACUGUAAUAAAAAGUUUUACAUUUUGA